Procambarus clarkii (red swamp crayfish) is the source of this 3576-nucleotide messenger RNA. Its product is annotated as intraflagellar transport protein 74 homolog. The record is from RefSeq and is a predicted model, not a curated record. Gene Ontology annotation, molecular function: beta-tubulin binding. Gene Ontology annotation, cellular component: centrosome; cilium; intraciliary transport particle B. NCBI's taxonomy places the organism in Eukaryota, Metazoa, Arthropoda, Malacostraca, Decapoda, Cambaridae. Gene Ontology annotation, biological process: intraciliary transport involved in cilium assembly; cilium assembly.
AUGUGAUUUUUUAUAUUAUGAAUUUGAAUAUGGCGUUCAAAUAAUUUUAGGCAGGGGGUCUCUGGGUCGGUUGGGUGACCGGGUCACUGACCCCGACCCCGCCAGUCGUCAGGAAGCAGCGGUGGCGUGUGGUGCGUCGCUCCCGUGUAGGAAUUUGGAUCUGGCAACACUGGAGUGAGCCUUGGUGUUGUCAUGGCAACCGUCCACAACAACACAAACAUUCCAGCUGGUGAGUUUCCAGCACCGCUCUUCCCUCACCUGGAAGUCUGCUUCGGAACUGCCUCCUGGAAACCUCCUCGUAGUCUGCUGUCGUGGAGGAGACAACAGUGGUACACAACUAUAGAACUGUUGUUAAUUAAAGAGAUAUAGAGGGGACCAGACAAGUCACAAAAGGUAAAGAUAAAAAUAGCAAAUGUACACAAGAUGGACGAAAUACCUGUUGAUCGUGCUGCUUUGGGAACUUCCUUUGAUCAGCGCCCUAUCACUGCAGGAAAGCGCUUAGGAAUAGCGGCAGUUGACAGACCAAUGACUAAAGGUUCUAUGAUACCAGGAUCUGCAGAGCGACCUUCGACAAGAGGAGGAAGUGGGUCUAGUCUGAACAUGGAAAGGCCCGACACCCGCCAGACUGCCUCAUAUGGAGACCGUCCAAUGACACGUCAAGGAGAUGGCAACAGUAGGCCCACAACAUCCGGUCGCCCUAUCACUGCUCGUCCUGCGAGUGCUGCACUUCGAAAUGCCCCAGGAACAGCUUCUAGACUUCUCUCCACCGCAAGCAUGCAGCGCCCCGGUACUAGAACUGGCGUGGCUACUGGCAAAGGUUUUAGUACACCUAUAAAUGUUGUGGACCGCCCUAUCACGCAGCAAGGUCUAACUGGCAUGAAGACUGGGUCAAGAGGACCACAGAGACAGGUACAAGACAAAAGUUAUUUUAUGGGCAUUCUUAGAACAAAAAUUGCUGAAUUGGGUACAGAAGUCAAUCAUCUGACUGGGGAGAUUACCUUCAUGAAGCAGGAGCAGUCGACCUUCUUAACUUAUGACAAACGAGUAAAAGAAAUGGCACAGGAGCUCACUGAAUUACAAGGAAAAUUAGCGGAUUACAACCUGCUGGUGGACCUCAUAAACAUGGAUACUGAACGAGCAGAGGUAGAUCAUGAGUGUCGCGAAAUGAAAGAAGCAAAUCAGGUGGAAGCAGAAAAUUUAGAUUUACUAUUUACUCGCAAGCAAGAUUUGGAGUCCAUGAUGAGGCAGCUAGAAGCAGAAAUUGAUGAGGAACGGCACAUGGGAGAAAGUGUGGUAGAGUCUAUGCAGCCAGAACUUCGUAGCAAGUACCUGGACCUAAGAAAUUUAAACACAUCACUUCUGCAGCACCUCGAUGGAAUGCAGCACCAACUAGAUGCUCUUGACAAUCGCAAAGCUACACUGGAGGAUGAACUUUCUACAUCCAAGGUAAAGCAGGAAGCUGUUGGUUUGUAUGUGAAGCUUCAGGAGCUGGAGGAAAAGAGAUCAGAGAUCAUUAAUGCAAACCAGAAAAGAGGAACACCAAAGGAAGAGCGAGAAAGACUUCUCCUGCAGGUAAAAGAAGACAAUGCAGAAAUUGCAACAAUGGAGCGUCAGAUUAGCGAAGUUCAGGAACAAAUUAAACAAGUCCAGGAUGAGAUUCAGCAAUUAGAUCAGGAAUUGGAGGAGAAUCAGAGUGAAAGAAGCCAGAAGUACCGUGAACUACGUAAGAGAGAAGAAACAAUGGAACAGUUUCUUGCUACUUUUGAUGAAAAUAAGCAAGAGGAGCUGAAACGAUUAGAAACUCUAGAGAAUAAUAAUGUGUCUUUACUGGAAAAGCUGUCUCGCCAUCUUGCCCACUUUAAACAUUUGCCAAGCACUCAUGACUUUGAUAUGAUGCGUACCGACUUAGCAUUCAAGGAAGGAGAGCUGGAGAAGUCCCGCUACACAGAGCAGGGCUUGAAGCAUGAAAACUUAAAUCUUCAAGCCAACCUACAGAAAAUUGAAGCUCUGGAAACAAAAGUACAGAAAGAGAUGAUAGAUCUAAAAGAAAAACUGGCUCAGAUGGAGCUAGAAAUUGUAGAAUUCUCUGAUUUGGAUGGCUUGAAAACAAGAGCCGAGGAGAAGCGUAGGCUCCUUGUGCAGGAGAAGGAAGAACUAGAUGCCAGGAAAAGCUGCAUCUCUCAGAGCUUGCAGGAUAUUACCAGUGCCAUUACUGCACUAAAGAACCAGCUACAUGAAAAUGAAACCUACACCCAACUGACUAAUCUAGAAAAGAAGUGGGCUCACCUUGAGCAAACCAACUUCACUCUUCGGGAGUUUGUUGCACAAAGAAAAGCCGAAUCAAAUUUUGUGCCUUAUAAAAAUCAAGCCAUGAAACUUGUCAAUGAAUACAAUAGAUCUUUGCAAGAAGUGAUGCAAAGUGGUGGCUCUCUCAUGUGAACUCCUUAAUUAUGACACCAUCUUAUUACACUUCAAACUUAGCAUGCAAGCUGUGGCAUGCAAAAUCCAAGAUAGGAGCUACACAAACCAAGAGAUGUUAAUAAUUUUUCUUUAUGUAAUGUUUAAAUAUUGUCUUUAUCCAGAAUUGAGUGUGACCUAUAAGAAUAAUCUAUAGAAUUCUCACACUGUCUGAUUCUGUUAAACCAGCUUCUGGUGGUGUCACAUCUCUAUUGACUUGAUGGUAAAUCCAUUUGGUUUGCAACUAUUGAACCAAAUGAGCUUGUGAGUCCAGAAUCAAGAAUGGGAUUAAUUCUUAAAUGUUGUUGUAAUCCCUGCACUGGCAGUGAGUAACUUACCCUUACUUAGGGCCUAGUCCAUAAUUUAUUGUAUGUUAUAUCCUUCACACACACACAUAUUUUAUAAUUAAUAUAUAAUAAUUUGAUACAAUGUGCACUGUACUUUUACCUGAUAGCAGAAUCAAUACUAUAAUCCGUAAAUGUACUAUACUGUACAUUAUAUGAUUUUUCUGCUUUUUUGUACAGUAUUGCUAACCCUGUAUGGAGUGCUGUACUCCUUAAGUCUGUACUUUGCUGUUAAUUCCUCUAACAAGGCAUCCAUCCCUCACUCACCACUGCUGUUACAAAGUCAUCACUAUGCAUCUAAGUCACUUAAAAAAAAAUGUAAGUGUAUGAAGAAAAGCAUUUAGUUGCCACCUUAGGUAAGGUCCUGCUGUUCCUAUGGACAAAAGUAUGCACAUUGGUAUAAAACCAGCGUUGAACGUAAUGAAACGCCAUUUUCUGGGUGAGACCCAGAGGCUUCCCGGAGCUGUCUAAGCUGAUAUACUAAUGUCAGACUUUGGCAUCAUUCAUGUGUAUGGAGUUCUGAGAGCCUACUGGGGACCACGCGCCAGAACCUGGCCCCCCUCAGAGAGGCCACCAUAGGCGCAGUCUAAGAGCUUGAUACCAGAUUGAGCAGCUCCCUUUUGAUUCUGUAGCCAACAUUCUCAAGUUGACUGGACUAGAACAAUCAAAUCUUCCUCAAUAAGGUAAGAUCUUUAUAAUAAAAUGAGAGUAAUUAGAUUUAUGGUGACUUCUAAUUAACUCCACCUUUCUGUAUUGCUAAUAAAUCUCAGUAUCA